CGCCAUGACAAUGAUGAUGUUGUGUCUAGAAUACCAGUUCGGAUGUUGAACAACCGAGCAUGUGUCCUCGUGGCAAUGGGUUGUUUUGCGAAAGCGAACCAUCUACUAGAGAUUGCCMUCUCGAAACACAAAGAGAAAAUGGCCUCCAAGCUUUUUCACUGCCCACGAGCUUCUUCCAUCCACGCAGGGCCAGGUCGUGACACGGAGUAUCAUCCUACAAACGCCAAUCCCAACAACUUCACAGCGUUUGAAGACGACAUUUACGGUUUCUCUUUCGACGAUGAUUCCGAGGAGGACGAGGAGGACGAUGGCCAUUGCAUGCUGAUCGACGACAGCUGGACGGUAACGAACUUCACAAACGAUGCCGACAACGCCUGCCCAUUGACUGAUGCUACUCAGACCACAAGUCUGCAUCCGCUGUCUUCUCCUUCUUCAUCCCUUACCUAUGAUGAAGACACAAACAUUAUUCCCCCUGCUUCGAACCAAAGCUGGGGAAUUCCCCGCAUGACGAGGAACUCGCAAUUGCGAACGAAAUCUUAUCCCGGGCAAGACCAAAGAGGUGCAGAAAGAUCACACAAGAGCAAGACAAAAUACAAGUACCACCAAGUAUACUCGUUGCCCAUUGUAAUGUCCCAAUUAGAAUGGGAUCACGCAUCCAUGGAAGAGCGAUCUUUUGUUUUGAUUUUUAAUUCGGCUGUCUCAAAUCAACUGUGGGGAAUGAAUAUUACGUCUAGGGUAUGCCGCCAAGACCAACAAUAUCUGCCGACCAACACUAAUCCCUGGGAUCUCUUUCAAGCAUCGAAGACACUCUACAAACUCUCACUAGAAUAUAUCCAGCACAAUAUCCGUUGCGUCGAUAAGAUAUGCAUCCCUGCCGUCUUCAACAACCUUUCGCACCUCUGCAAGUCGCUAGAAGGGCCAGCUUCCCAAGAGGCCCGUUGCUAUGACGAACUGCUCUUGAAAUCGGUCUACUGGUUGAUCGAUUCUUUGCCGUCUACAACGAUCAACAGCAACAAUAAUAACAGCAGUGGUAUCUACAGGGACAACUUCUACGACGGCGACAACGACGAAAUCAUCGAUGCCUUUUUAGAAAACUCCUUCUAUCUCAUUUGUGAAUCACCGACCGCUGUUCUGGCAGCCGCGGCGUAACACAACCAAUAAAGGCCCACAAAUUUU
Pseudo-nitzschia multistriata is the source of this 1176-nucleotide messenger RNA. The record is from the annotation of a GenBank genome assembly. Lineage: Eukaryota; Bacillariophyta; Bacillariophyceae; Bacillariales; Bacillariaceae.